AUGAAUUUCGACUAUCCUCACGAUCUCCAGGAUUACAUAUCAAAAGUCGACAAGUUUAUCACAUCUAUCAUUCUCCCUCUCCAGUAUAAGGACGACAACAACAGAUUCUUCGACCACAGACGCGAGCCUUCGCGGACACAAUGGGACAAAGGCGGUCUACCAAGUUCUGAGUGGGAACAACUACUCACGCAGGCUCGGAAGCUGGCUGAUGAAGCAGGAUUCUACCGCUUUCCUAUGCCAAAGGAGUAUGGCGGCCAAGAACAUCCAAACUCAAACCUGUGGAUGUGUGCUCUUCGCUAUCAUUUCGCGUCUCAUCCAGUCUACGGAGGAGGCGUCAGCUUGGCCAAUGACCUUCAGAACGAGCACAGCGUGGUUGGCAACUUCCCUGAUUUCCUCAUGCUUUACCACUGGGGAAAUCAGCAGCAAAAAGACGAGUACAUCACAGCCCGUCUCAAAGGCGAAUUCAGAAUGACCUUCGGCCUGACCGAGAUCCACCACGGCUCCGACGCAACACACAUGGACACAAAAGCAGAAGAAUGCACAUUCCCCGACGGCAGAAAAGGCUACACCAUCAACGGCAACAAGCGCUGGCAAACCGGCGCCCACCACGCCACACACAUGCUCGUCUUCGCACGCACCUCAGGCAAAAGCGGCUCACCCCACGGGAUCACAGCCUUCAUCGUCCCCGCCACGACCGAAGGCGUAAACAUCCAAUCAUACGAAUACACCCUGAACAUGCCCACCGACCACGCAACCAUCCUCUUCAAAGACGUCAAGGUCCCUGCCACCGCCGUCCUAGGACCAUACGACAACGGUCUCGCCAUCGCUCAGACAUUCACGCACGAAAACCGAAUUCGUCAAGCUAGUUCCUCCUGCGGUGCAGCAAAAUUCUGCAUCGACCGCAGCGUCGAAUACGCCCGUGAACGCAUCGUCUUCGGCAAACCACUCUCCUCAAACCAAGCAAUUCAAUGGCCUCUCGUCGAGCUCAGCACACAAGCCGAAAUGCUCCGCCUCCUCAUCCUGCGAACCGCCAACGAAAUGGACGACAUCCAACGCAAAUACUCUGCUCCAGGCGCCUCGAUGCCACCAUGGAUCGCGAUCGAAAAACAGCUCGGCCACAAAAUCACGACGCAAGCAGCAGAUAACGCAAUUCAAGUCCAUGGUGGGAAUGGAUACUCGAGACAUCAGCCGUUUGAGCAUAUCUGGAGGCAUUUCCGGAGGUAUAGGAUUACGGAGGGUAGUGAGGAGGUUCAGAUGAGGAAGGUUGCUGCGUAUUUAUUUGGGUAUAAGAAUACGGGGUUGGAUGAGAAGAAGGGGAAUGUGAGUGAUGAGAUUGGGAGUGGUGAGAAUGUGGGUGGUCAGAGCAAGUUGUGA
Molecule: messenger RNA, 1374 nt
Organism: Lithohypha guttulata
Lineage: Eukaryota; Fungi; Ascomycota; Eurotiomycetes; Chaetothyriales; Trichomeriaceae
Exons: 2
Coding region: 1-1374 (457 amino acids)
Biological process (GO): fatty acid beta-oxidation using acyl-CoA dehydrogenase; butyrate catabolic process
Molecular function (GO): flavin adenine dinucleotide binding
Source: RefSeq, a predicted model, not a curated record